CAUCGGCCUCCAAGGCCCUUUGCAGGAGGAGGAGGAUGCGGAGGAGGAGGAGGAGGAGGAGCAGUGGCCGCCACCCUCUCGAGAGGUAUCGCGCUGGGUCCGUCGCCUCCUCCUCGGCGACGCUGCCUGGCCUCCCCGAGGAGUCCGCGGCGCUGGACAUCAUCAGGCCGCACACGGAGACGUCGCACAUCCAGGGCCAGGGCCUGGCGCUGAAGGCCGGGCCUGGCAAGCUGCCCCUCGCCCUCGACAACGCCCUGGACACCAUGGAGCACCGGCACAGCUUCGCCCAGAGCCACCGCUGCUGGCUUCGCUUCGACGCCUACUCGCGCGUCUGCAUGGCUCUCGGCAUCAACCAGAUGUUGCAGGCCCUGUCCUAUUUCAUCGUCGGGCCGGUGCAGCGCAAGAGGCCCAGUGCGGCCCUGAUCAGCCUGUGCGCGGUGCAGGCCAUCGCGCUCCUCCUGCUGAAGCUCGACCUUCGCAACACCGAGGCCGAUCCGAGCCGCAACCCUCAGGCCGAUCCCGACGACACCGACGACAGCGAUGAUAGCAACGCCAGUAAGAACUUCUUGAAUGUCGGCAGCAAGGACGUGAGCGUUGCCAGCUACCGGGACCUUCUCCUGACCCUCUCGACCUUCACGCUGGCUCCUCUGUGGACCACUCUGGCGCUGUGGGCCAACCGCUUCACGAUGCACGUGACGCUGCUCAGCGUGAGCGUGACGCCGUGCUUCUUCCUGCACGCCAUGUGGCUCUUCCUCGUGCUGAAGACCAUCUCACCCAAUCAGGGGGACCUGCUGCCGCAGAGGCUCCGCACCGUGGGAUACCUGGACAUCUUCACCAAGGACAUACAGGACGAUCGGCUGAACACGGCGGCCUCAGCGGCGAGUGCGGGCGGAGGCCGCAGGCGGGGCGGCUCGGGGUCGGACGAGGACAGCCCCGAGAGCAUGCGGCCCCUCCGGACGUACUCCACCUGGAAGCCUGGCGGAGCGAAG
Molecule: messenger RNA, 989 nt
Organism: Prorocentrum cordatum
Lineage: Eukaryota; Dinophyceae; Prorocentrales; Prorocentraceae
Source: the annotation of a GenBank genome assembly